AUGCCCGAUGAGAAGGUGCGGACCCCGGCCCUAGACUCCUAUUUCGCAUUCACGGCCAAUCUCGGAACUCAUACGUUUUUCAUGGUUUUCUUGCCUAUACUAUUCUGGAAUGGGUAUACAAGCUUAGGGCGCGGGAUGGUAAAUCUUCUGGCAUCCGGAGUCUACUUUAGCGGUUUUAUCAAAGACUUGCUUUGCCUCCCGCGCCCUCUAUCGCCUCCGCUACAACGUAUUACAAUGUCUGGUUCCGCUGCGUUGGAGUAUGGGUUCCCCUCGACUCAUUCGACAAAUGCCGUCUCGGUCGCUGUAUACGCACUGGCUCUCCUAAACCUGCCCGACUCGACCUUGAGUCCUGCCGUCAAUGUGUUUCUACAAGGUAUCACUUACCUCUAUGUCACCUCGAUUGUAUUCGGCCGACUGUACUGCGGUAUGCACGGGUUUUUCGAUGUGGUCAUUGGCUGCUUGCUGGGCAGCUUGCUUGCAGUCAUACAAUAUGCCUACGGAACCGCUUUCGACGAGUUUGUUGUCUCGGCUUCCGGGAAACAGAUCAUGCUGGUGGUAUUAGUGAUCCUCGCUCUUAUUCGUCUUCAUCCGGAGCCCGCCGAUGAUUGUCCUUGUUUCGACGAUAGUGUAGCGUUUGCGGGGGUAAUACUUGGGUUGCAAGUAGCUUAUUGGCACGUGGUAAAAACGGAUAUCACAUGGGACGACCCGGUUCCCGCCACGGUUCCGUAUAGGUUUGAAGAUUUAGGAGUUUUGAAGACAGCUAUGCGCCUUAUCUUGGGAGUGGCACUGAUUGUUGUGUGGAGGGAGGUUAUGAAACCCUCUCUUCUCCGUGUACUUCCCCCAGUCUUUCGUGGCCUGGAAAAGUUGGGUCUGUUGCUCCCUCGACGAUUCUUUACCGCAGCGUCGCAAUACACCAAAGUUCCCACGCAACUCAAGGAUCAUGAAGUGUUCCCGACCUUUUCCGAAAUCCCGUCUAUCUUUUCGAACAUCCGCCACCCUCGACGACGAGCAAUCUCUGUUGGUCCUCAGUCGGAAGCUGAUGCCUACGAAACCCUGGCCUAUCGGGAGAAGCGCAGACGAGAGAGCCUGUCAAAUAGCAACCGAACGUCACCCCUGGUAGAGGAGGAUUCUCGGCAAGACAUCUCGGAGGGACACCAUCCUCAACUAUCACGGAAGCGGUCCAAGCUCCAUGAAUAUGAAACUAUGAUGGGAACUGGUAACCCUCGACUCGCAACUGGUGUUGAUGGUGCAGAGGCACCUCCAUUGACGGAGCCGUUCCCUGAUUUGGUUCUUGACCCCGAGCCGGACGAAGAAGAGAUGUUUGCGCGAAUCAAGAGACCUCGUGUACGAUACGAUGUGGAGGUAGUUACGAAGCUGGUAGUAUAUUCCGGUAUGUGGUUUUUUUCCUUUCUUUUUCUGCCCAUUUCUGACCAUGACUAA
Molecule: messenger RNA, 1440 nt
Organism: Aspergillus oryzae RIB40
Lineage: Eukaryota; Fungi; Ascomycota; Eurotiomycetes; Eurotiales; Aspergillaceae
Product: PAP2 domain protein
Exons: 4
Coding region: 1-1440 (479 amino acids)
Cellular component (GO): endoplasmic reticulum membrane
Molecular function (GO): sphingosine-1-phosphate phosphatase activity
Source: RefSeq, a predicted model, not a curated record